AUGGAUGUAACAGGUGUUGCAAUUGUUAUAACACGGAUAUAUAAUCAUAUUGGUAAAAUAGUGUGUGGAAAUUUCGACAACCGGAUGAUACCGGAAUGGAAUCGUUAUGAAAAAUGUAAUAGAAAUAAUAAAAAGAAUUGUUUGGUGUUGCAUAGUUUGAGUAAGGAGAAAAAAAAUGAUGUUUUACCACAAGAACUUCAAGCAAUGAGAUAUAUGAAAGAAUUUGCAAUGUUAUAUUUGAUACAUUCAACGGAUGAUUACAAAAAAGCAAAAAGAAAAGAUAAAAGAAGUGAAAAAAGAUAA
Molecule: messenger RNA, 303 nt
Organism: Loa loa (African eye worm)
Lineage: Eukaryota; Metazoa; Nematoda; Chromadorea; Rhabditida; Onchocercidae
Exons: 6
Coding region: 1-303 (100 amino acids)
Source: RefSeq, a predicted model, not a curated record